This is a messenger RNA of Gadus morhua (Atlantic cod), 3715 nucleotides long. It is a transcript of the gene pcdh20, whose product is annotated as protocadherin 20. Gene Ontology annotation, molecular function: calcium ion binding. NCBI's taxonomy places the organism in Eukaryota, Metazoa, Chordata, Actinopteri, Gadiformes, Gadidae. Gene Ontology annotation, cellular component: plasma membrane. Bases 239 to 2917 code for a protein of 892 amino acids. The transcript has 2 exons. The record is from RefSeq and is a predicted model, not a curated record. Gene Ontology annotation, biological process: homophilic cell-cell adhesion.
GAUCCGGCCACCCUCUCAGUAGCAGCAGCUCCCGUCUGCUGAGCUCUCAUCAUGCCUGGGUUAGGUAGGAUGCUACCCUAGCUCUCUAUAGGACCAGGACCUAGACUUUGUCCAGGUUAGGUAAUAUGCUUCCCUAGCUCUAUAUAGGACCAGACCAGGACCAAGAUUAUGUCCAGGUUACGUAGGAUGUCAGACAGAACUCUAUAGCACCAGACCAGUCUCGGAUCAGGACUAAAACAUGUUCCAGCGCAGAGGCCCCAGCCCAAGCAGAACAGGAUUAAUACUGGGUUGGUGCAUCUUGCUGCUUUUCUCCAGCCCUUUCUGCUGCGUUGCACAUUUCAGCCAAGCCAAAGAGCUCUUCUACUCCAUAAGGGAGGGAGUUCCAAUGGGGGCCUUCAUUGGGGCUAUCGGACAAGACUUGAAGUUGGAUUUUACUGUAGAUCCUCCCUUUCAGUUCAAUCUGCCUCAGCAGAAGCACAGUGGACAAUACGUGAGACUCGACAACACCACCGGGGAUCUGUACACCUCCGCCACUGAGCUCGACCGAGAGACCCUGUGCCCGGACGGGCCCACGCCCCAGGGAUGCGUACUGUCUCUGGACGUGUUUGUGCUGCCCCAGCAGUACUUCCAGCUGGUCAAAGUCAAGAUAUCUGUUGAAGACGUGAACGACAACAGGCCCCGGUUCCCUGUGGAAGAGAUAUGUGUGUCCAUCCCGGAGAACACACCGGUCAACGCCCGCUUUGCGGUGGAGCAGUCGGCCGUGGACCCUGACUUGCACUUCAACAGCGUCCAGACCUACUGGCUGGUGAAUGACUUUGGUGUGUUCACCCUGGAUGUGGAGGAGAACGAGGGAGGGGAGCUCACCCCUUUCCUCAUCGUCACGGAGGCGCUGGACCGCGAGAUGCAGGCUGAGUACAUAACGGAUAUCAUUGCUGAGGAUGGGGGUACCCCUCCCCUCCUGGGGACAGCCACCCUGAAGAUAAUCAUUACUGACGUCAACGACAACUGCCCGCGGUUUACAAAGUUGUUAAUAAAUGUCACGCUCCAAGGGAAUACCUCCAAAGGGGCGCAUUUGGCUCGCUUGCAUGCGUUUGACCCCGACCUGGGUGUUAAUGCCCAAAUCAGCUACGUUUACAGCGAGCGAGUGCCAAGAGAGACCCAGCGCUUGUUUCAUUUGGACCAAAUGUCGGGCUUGAUCAAGCUAGCUGGGAAAUUCAACUCGGAAACAAGCAAGUUCUACAAACUCACCGUGCUGGCCAAAGGGCCCGGCUGCAUACCCGCCGUUGCUACCGUGAAUAUACACAUUCACAAAGUAAUAACGGCCCCGCCAGCUGUGGUACCACGGUACAUUGCUGCCGAAAGGAACGGAGUGGUCACCAUGAAGGAAUCUGAGCCAGCAUUCUCCCCAAUCGCAUUCUUCACCGUAAAGAACACAGACACCAGCCAAAAGUUGGACUGCCAUCUAGAAGGGUUUGGCCCGUUCAGGCUAAUGCCAUACCAGCAGUUGCAGAACGAAUACCUCCUUGAGACCACGAAAGACUUAGACUACGAAGAGACGCAGGAGUAUGAGCUCACCGUGGUGACUAAGGGCACUAGCGGGGGGGCAGUCAUAAAGACCUUCCUCAAGGUACACGUGCUGGACGAGAACGACAACGCUCCCGUAUUCAAACAGUCUUUUGUGGAAAUAUCGGUGGAGGAGAACAACCCUCCAAACACAUUUCUGUUCCAGCUCCAAGCCACGGACCUGGACAGUGGCGCCCACGGGGAGGUCGUCUACCUUCUUGGGGGUGACGCCCCGGGUUUUUUCUCCGUGGACCGCGACACCGGUGUGCUGUCAGUGACCACAGCCCUCGACCGUGAGGAGAGGGAGACGUACCGCUUCAUGGUGAGAGCGGUGGACCAGGGAACACCCAGGAAGGAGUCCAUUGCCACCGUGCUGAUCCGAGUUGAGGACCGCAACGACAAUACGCCACGUUUCAUCAACAAGGACUUCACCUUCUUCGUGCCCGAAAACUUUCCGGGAUUCGGCGAGAUCGGAGUCCUGUCUGUGACAGACGCAGAUGCCGGAGAAAAUGGCUGGGUGGCGCUGUCCAUCCUCAAUGGCAGCGACGUGUUUGUGAUUGACACCGGCCGCGGUGCACUCCGAGCCAGGACGCCGCUGGACCGCGAGCAGCAGGGGACGUACGAGCUGUGGGUGGAGGCGGUCGACGGCGGCAAACCGGCCCUGUCCUGCGCCACCAUGGUCACCGUGCUCCUUUUGGAUGUUAACGACAACCCGCCAGUUGUUCUGUUCCCCCAAUCUAACCAAUCGUAUAUGCUGGUGCUCCCCGACACGCUGCCGGGGACGCCCGUCACCGAGGUGUACGCCGUGGACAGGGACACGGGGAUGAACGCCGUCAUCGCCUACAGCAUCAUCAAGAGGAAAGGGGCUGAGCCAGGGUCGUUCGUCAUUGACCCAGAGACGGGGAACAUCACACUUCAACGGGAGCUGAGCAACCGCGGCCUUUACAGCCUACUGGUUCGGGUAAGUGACCACGGACAGCCUGAGCCACUGCACGCCACCAUCAUGGUCAACCUGUUCGUCAACGAGACGGUCAGCAACGAGAGCUACAUUCAGAGCCUACUUACCAACGAGGCGGAGGUUGUGGAGGUGGAGGAGAGGCCUUGGUAUGUUGGGCAGCUGACGGACAGGCCACGGCCAUUUGAGCUGUUCCCAUGCCAACCGGUCCUCAUUGCGUUGUCGGUGACCUGUCUGGGGCUACUGUUGGUUGUGAUCGCGCUUGCUUCCUACAUCUGCUGCCGUAGGAUCAGGGAACAUGGUGGGGAUGGACAGGAGGAGGUUGAGACCCCUUUAAAUAUGAAUGGAGGCUCAGUGCAGCUCGGGGACCGAAAGAUCAGACAGAUGGCCAACAUCUGAUACCUUGCUCUGCUCCUCCCUACACCACUGCUGUUUACAUGAAUGUUUACAAGACUCACUGUGACAGGUGUAGCCCUGGAUUGAGAUUCUGAUCAUAGCGUUGUACUUCGAUACAUUGCGAUUAGAUGUAAACGUGUCGAUAUUUAAACAGAUUGUGUGUCUUUGACCACCGUCAUAAAGCAUUUUGUUGCUGCCUUUUCAGAAACUAUGAUUGCGUUUCUAAAGACGAUGAUUAAUGUGUCACUGGUUAACUGUUUUUGGUUUAAUAACAACAAAAUAACAAGGGAUAUAAUAAGAAUUUCUAUAUUGUGUAUAGGGAAAUGUAUAUUUUAUAUUUUUAUAUAAAGCUUAAAACAAUGAAAAAAUAAUGUGUACCAAUGUGACGCCACAUUCCCUAUUUUAAUUAUUCUGAUCCAAAUCUAAAGGUCUCAUGUUUGGUUUACUGUUUGGUUGGAGAUAGAAACAUAUCUAGAUGUGUAAAUGAUGUAACAUAGUUUGUUCCUGUGGUAUUUUGGAGGUGCAUGCCUACUCUGACCUCCAUGAAUCAUCUAACAUAAGGCUGUGGAUAUAUACAGACAAUCGGACCCAAUCGUGUUUAAAAAGAGACACCACUAAUAACCCCCAUGCCAAUUGGUCUACAACCAUUGUGUACUUUGUUUAUUUUAACAACGAUACCACACAACAAUGUAUCAAUCCUCAACUCUCCCACACACCUUGUCAUUUGUGAAAAGAAAAUCUACUUGUUUGUGUGUGAGAACAUUUCUUGUAAGUAUUAAAAGUGCUUUAUUUUUUAAAUCA